AGUAUAAAACGUAGAAUUUAGGUAGAAACGGCAUCAGUUAGCUUAGCCGACUGAGACAUGAAUCAAAAAUCGUAUUCGGUUUUGUUCUGUGCCCUUUUGGCAAGCAGCCUCAUCCAUGAAGCAUUAACGCUCGCAGUGUUACCACCUGGAAACUACCAAGGACCUGGAGGAUUCGGAGGCAUUGGAUAUGACGGAUAUGGUGGUGUAAGCAGAAGAUACGGACAAACUAUUCAAACAGCUCCCGUUGCCGCAGCUCCUCUUGCAGCAGCUCCAUAUGCCGCAGCUCCUGUUGCCGCAGCUCCCUACGCCGCAGCUCCCAUUGACUCAUCCUCUGAUGUUGUAGCUGCCGUUGACUCUUCCAACGAUUAUGCUGCUUCCGUUGAAUCAUCUUCAUACUACGCCUCUUCCGUUGAUUCAUCUUCAGACUACGAAUCUGCGGUUGCUGUUGAUGCAGCUCCUGAUUACGUAGCUCCUGUUGCCGCAGCUCCCUACGCCGUAGCUCCUGUUGCUGCAGCUCCCUAUGCAGUAGCUCCAAUUGACUCAUCCCCCGAUGUUGUAGCUGCCGUCGACUCUUCCAACGAUUAUGCUGCUUCCGUUGAAUCAUCUUCAUACUACGCCUCUUCCGUUGAUUCAUCUUCAGACUACGCAUCUGCGGUUGCUGUUGAUGCAGCUCCUGAUUACGUAGCUCCUGUUGCCGCAGCUCCCUACGCCGUAGCUCCUGUUGCUGCAGCUCCCUACGCAGUAGCUCCCAUUGGCUCAUCUCCCGAUGUUGUAGCUGCCGUUGACUCUUCCAACGAUUAUGCUGCUUCCGUUGAAUCAUCUUCAUACUACGCAUCUUCCGUUGAUUCAUCAUCGGACUACACGGCUGCGGUUGACGUUGAUUCAGCUCCUGAUUACGUAGCUCCUGUUGCCGCGGCUCCCUACGCCGUAGCACCUGUUGCCGUAGCUCCCAUUGACUCAUCCCCCGAUGUUGUAGCUGCCGUUGACUCUUCCAACGAUUAUUCUGCUUCCGUUGAAUCAUCUUCAUACAACGCAGCUUCCGUUGAUUCAUCGUCGGACUAUGCAGCUGCGGUUGCCGUUGAUGCAGCUCCUGAUUACCUAGUUCCUAUUGAUGCAAGUCCAGACUUUGUAGCUCCCAUAGACCUAGCCCCACUUGACGCAAGUCCCGACUUUGUAGCUCCCGUAGACGUGGCUCCUGAUUUUGUAGCUGCUGUUGACUCAUCCAACGAUUAUUCUGCUUCCGUCGAAUCCGGUUCAUAUUACGCAGCUUCAGUUGACACGUCUUCUGACUACGCUGCUGUAGUUGAUACAGCUCCUGAUUAUGUAGCUGCUGUCGAUGCAAGUCCCGACUAUGUAGCUCCCAUUCAGCUAGCUCCAAUUGAUGUUGCUCCCGAUUAUGUAGCUGCCGUUGACUCAUCUAACGACUAUUCUGCUUCCGUUGAAUCAGCUUCAUAUUACGCUGCGUCCGUUGAAUCGUCUUCUGAUUAUGCAGCAGUUGAUAUAGCUCCCGAUUACGUAGCACCUAUUGGCAUCGCUCCCGAUUACGUAGCUCCAGUUGAUGCAUCUGCCGCAGCAGCUAGCGUCGUUACUGAAACCAGCGUUGUAAAGGAGACCGUUAGCGUCAAACAGACAUCUAGUGUUGUGGUUUCCAGCGAAUCAGUCGCUCAAAUUUCUGGAUUUGGAUAUGGUAGUGGACAAGUACAACUCUUCGUCAAUCCUGCUGGACUAUUCGGUUUUUACAACACCGAAUACGACGUUGCUGCAAUUUACGAAGCUAGCAGUAGCAGUGUUGCUUAUCUUAGCGGUGGAAAAGGAUAUGGAUCAUGGUAUGAUCUUGGAGCCAACAAAGGAUUAUACUUUAGCCAUGACAGCUACCCUGAUGCAUGGUUUUCAUCUAACAGUCCCUUCGAAACAUACUUCAGUGGCUUAAAAUCUUUGUCUAGCUAUAGUUCUAUCGACAGAGGUAUCUCCUACGAACAUUACUAUGCCGAUGAUUACAUUAAUGAGGACAUUUCCGGCAUCUUCUCUGGUCUCUGGCCUUACUAUGAAGACUAUGGAGCAUACGGAUAUGAAAGAGGAUUUAACUACUUUGGUUCAGUUGGAAAUCACAUCAUCACCACACUCCAAUCAAACAGUUUGGCUGGAUUUGGUGGCCUAAUUAGAAAACCUAUCACCUUGCAAUAUGGUCUUCCUGGAUUCCUAAACAUCAUUGAAGGUUUCAAUCUCUUAACUAGCAGAGUUAAAGGAGGUUGCGGUGCAUUCAGCGCAAAUGGUUUCCAAUUCAACCUGAACAACAUCGUUGGAGCAUCUAAUGGUAUCGAAGGUCUAACCCAGUACUUGUACCAAGUAUCACCUCACUACGACUUGGGAAUUUACUCUUCCUUGUUCAAUAGUCCCGAAUAUCUCUUUAACUUGCUUGUAAAACUGGGUGGAAAUGUCAACUAUGGUAUUACUGGAGCUCUCAAGAUUGUCCUUGGUUUGAUAACCUACGAUGGUAGCGACACCUCUUUAUACGAACUGAUUUCCGUCAUCUACAACUUUGCUGCUUUCACUGAAAACGGUUUGAACGACGACUUGGACUUGCUCUACGUCGAACUGGAAAACGUUUUAUUCUUCCUCGAUCAUCACGAAUCUUACAGUGCCAACUUUUACGGUUUAUCCAGUUCCGUCUAUGGAUUUAGAAGCGGAAACUUCGUAUACAAGAACAUCGAUAUUGGCAACGUAGUGAAUAUCCUUAUCAGCGGUGUAGCACGUGGACCUAGCUUCAGUUUCAGCUGGAUCUCAUCUCUGUUCUUCGAAGUCAGAAAUGUCAUCGAGCCUGGCGUAGCUUUUCCUGCUCUUGGUGUAUCUUUACUUUCUCACUUUAAUGACCCAUUAGGCUUGAACCUCAUCAACUCUUACGGUCUUGGAGACUUAGGAGUAUCACCAAUAGCUGGAAACAUCUUGCCUAGUUUCCUUGGAGUCAACGACGUUUAUCCUCUCCUAAGCAGUCAAUCAGUCUACGAUUUCUUCGGUGGACUACCUUCCAUCGGUCCAGUUUUCAGCGCUUUCAGUAACGGAUUCAACUAUGCCAACAAGUACUAUGGUUUGAGCUACGAUCUUAAAAACCUCUACGACUCAACCGAUUAUCUGCCUGGUAUAGUACAAGGUAUAUUCCGCAAUGUUGGAUAUGUCAUCUUCCCAGUGGAAAAAGACGUUCUGAUCCGUUCCAGAGAAAUUGUACGCAGUGUCACCAGUCUUGAAGUGUCCUAUGGUUUGACAUACAGUGACCAUGCUUAUUCCUAUGGAAAUUUUUAAGAUGUGAUACCUCCUGAAAAAUAUAAUUCAUGAUAUUUAAUGAUAAUAAAGGAUAAAUAAGUGUUACAUUAAAUAGGCAAAAGAAACAGAAAAAUAAAUCGAAUACACUUUAA
Molecule: messenger RNA, 3410 nt
Organism: Sitophilus oryzae (rice weevil)
Lineage: Eukaryota; Metazoa; Arthropoda; Insecta; Coleoptera; Curculionidae
Exons: 13
Coding region: 58-3297 (1079 amino acids)
Source: RefSeq, a predicted model, not a curated record